This is a messenger RNA of Dromaius novaehollandiae (emu), 2502 nucleotides long. RefSeq names its product acyl-CoA dehydrogenase short chain (gene ACADS). The coding region runs from base 60 to 1298 and encodes 412 amino acids. Gene Ontology annotation, cellular component: mitochondrion. The record is from RefSeq and is a predicted model, not a curated record. NCBI's taxonomy places the organism in Eukaryota, Metazoa, Chordata, Aves, Casuariiformes, Dromaiidae. The transcript is spliced from 10 exons. Gene Ontology annotation, molecular function: flavin adenine dinucleotide binding. Gene Ontology annotation, biological process: fatty acid beta-oxidation using acyl-CoA dehydrogenase; butyrate catabolic process.
UCGCCCCGCCCCCUCGGCCCGCGCGUGCGCGCUGUUCCCUCGCUGCCCUGAGGCGAGAGAUGGCGGCGGCGGCGCUGCUGGCGCGCGGCGGCGCGGUGCCCCGGGCGCUGGCGCUGGGCGGCCCGCGGCGGCUGCACGCGGUGUUCCAGGCGGCGGAGCUGCCCGAGACGCACCGCAUGCUGCGCCAGACCUGCCGCGACUUCGCCGAGAGGGAGCUGGCGCCGGCGGCCGCGCAGCUGGACAAGGAGCACCGCUUCCCGGCCGCGCAGGUGAAGAAGAUGGGUGGCCUCGGGCUGCUGGCCAUGGACGUGCCGGAGCAGUACAACGGAGCAGGCCUCGACUGCCUGGCCUAUUCCAUUGCCGUGGAGGAGAUCAGCAGGGGCUGCGCGUCCACGGGCGUCAUUAUGAGCGUCAAUAACUCUCUGUACUUAGGGCCAAUACUCAAGUUUGGUUCUGAAGAGCAGAAGCAGAAGUGGAUCGCUCCCUUCACCAGCGGGGAUAAAAUCGGGUGCUUUGCCCUUAGCGAACCAGGAAACGGCAGCGACGCGGGAGCUGCUUCCACUGUGGCCCGCCUGGAUGGUGACGAGUGGGUUCUGAACGGCACCAAAGCCUGGAUCACCAACGCCUGGGACGCGUCGGCCACCGUGGUGUUUGCCACUACUGAUAAAUCCCUGAAACACAAGGGCAUUAGUGCAUUCCUGGUUCCUAUGCCAACCGCUGGCCUUUCCCUGGGGAAGAAGGAGGACAAGCUGGGGAUCCGAGCGUCUUCCACUGCCAACCUGAUAUUCGAGGACUGUCGGAUACCCAAGGGCAACCUGCUGGGGCAGCCGGGCAUGGGCUUCAAAAUCGCCAUGCAAGCCCUGGAUGCGGGAAGGAUUGGUAUCGCCUCACAGGCGCUAGGAAUAGCCCAGGCAGCGCUGGAUUGCGCUGUGGAUUAUGCUGAAAAGCGAAUGGCCUUUGGGUCACCUAUCACAAAGCUACAGGCGGUUCAGUUUAAGCUCGCAGAUAUGGCUGUGGCGUUGGAGGGUGCGCGCUUGCUGACCUGGAGAGCGGCUAUGCUGAAAGACAACGGGAAGCCCUUCACAAAGGAAGCGGCCAUGGCCAAGCUGGCUGCAUCAGAAGCUGCAACAGCCAUUUCUCAUCAGGCCAUUCAGAUCUUGGGCGGGAUGGGCUACGUGACGGAGAUGCCAGCAGAACGGCACUACCGCGACGCUCGUAUCACUGAGAUCUAUGAAGGGACCAGCGAGAUUCAAAGACUGGUGAUAGCAGGUCAACUGCUGAAGGCCUAUCGUAGCUGAAGGCUCCAGCCAGAGCAGGACGCUGCCCCAAAGUGCCUCGUAACCACGCACACCAGCGAUCCCGUCUUGGCCCUCGUGAAAGAGGGUAACAAUGGACGCUUUCCUCACCCCUGAGUACUGACCCUCUUGUUAAAAUGUGCUCGUUCUUCUUUGGACAAAGUAUGGUGCUUGGACGUCCCUAGCUAGGUCUGUGAAGGGGAGGGAGGCGGCACCCCCGGUGGUAGGAGGGGUGCGGGCCUUUUCCUAAGGGGGAGAGCUGGUUUGGGGCUGGUAGAGGCACGGUGACUUUGCUGUCCCAUGAAGUCAGCCGCUCUCCUCGUACAUGACCCGGAGGUUUCUUGUUUUGCACAGAUUUGUCCCUAACUGGGAUGCCAUAACCCGUGCCGGUACUGAGAUGCAGCUCAUGUGCGCUGUCCCCAGCUGUGUGUUACACUACCUCUUCUGCUCAGAGUUUCAUGAAUUUCAGUUAUGGGAUGCUGCUGUCCACAAGCUCUUUAUUGGCUAUGGGCUGCGCCGAGACCAUCUUUGCUCACGACACACGGUGAGGCAGUGCACGGUGCCCUCGGUUUCAGCAGGAGCUAGGACGUGGGGCACUGCCUCCACCCCAAAGGCGCUCCUGCAGGCUGCAGUUGCUAUGUCAGUGUAAAAACAAAGAUCAUUAAAAAAAAUAGCCUAUUUCAGCCACCACAGACCAGCAACUUGGAUUCAGCUGUAAAAGCAUAGGCCAGAGAAAAGCUACAAUGGCAGAGACAGAGGUAAAAAAUAAAGGGCAGGAAAAAACCCACCUAUGGAGGCCAGGAAGUUGUCCUCAAAGCAGCUGCUGUGCAAACCAACAGCUAUCUAACAGGAACGACAGUAACAGCCUUGAAUCUCUGCUUGUUUUGGGCAACAACUAGGAAAUGAGCAGAUGACACAGAAAGCCUUACCAGGAAGCUCUAACAGUAGCACAUGUCCUCAAUCAGUUAUUUUUGACAAGAAGUAAACUUUGGGAAGAUAAACAGCAAAAACGAAGGCGCUGAACUCCAAAAAAGAAGGAGCAGAUUGAAACUGCAGCCCACCCUCCUGUCCAAGCAAUGACCACGCUAGAGGUGUGAACAGUUAUUUUCCUGUCGUGUCAUUUAUUUACAUUUGCGUGGAGAGAAAACAGCAAGAUUAGCUAUCUUACGUAAAUGACAGCAGAUAAAUAAAACCUGCAUUUAAAGGA